Messenger RNA from Xenopus laevis (African clawed frog), 4366 nucleotides. RefSeq names its product spermatogenesis-associated protein 20 (gene spata20.L). Gene Ontology annotation, biological process: carbohydrate metabolic process. The coding region runs from base 194 to 2407 and encodes 737 amino acids. The record is from RefSeq and is a predicted model, not a curated record. The transcript has 17 exons. Lineage: Eukaryota; Metazoa; Chordata; Amphibia; Anura; Pipidae.
AUCUGAUCAAGCGCAGCCCUGGAGCAUGCUGGGAGUUGUAGUGCGGAACUGGUACUUAAGACUACCAGCGCGCUAGUUGACAGUGGAAUAAGAGUAUCAUUAGUUUGGUUUCUCUUAGGACCGCUGAUAUUGUUCUCCACUUGGGCUUUGUUGUUCUCGCUGGCUGUGGAAGUGGACAUUUGGAGGAUACAAGAUGGCUUCCAGCAGUACCCAGACACCGUCAGGCCACGUUAAUCGUCUUAUCCACGAGAAGUCUCUGUACCUUCAGCAGCAUGCAAGGAACCCUGUUGACUGGUAUCCGUGGGGUCAGGAGGCUUUUAGCAGGGCAGCCAGAGAGAUGAAGCCAAUAUUUCUCUCCGUUGGCUAUUCCACCUGCCACUGGUGCCACGUAAUGGAGAGAGAAUCAUUUGAAGAUGAAGAGAUUGGACGGAUUCUAAAUGAAAAUUUCAUAUGCGUGAAAGUAGAUCGAGAGGAGAGGCCUGAUGUAGACGAGGUGUACAUGACAUUCCUCCAGGCUACUGAUAGUGGUGGUGGAUGGCCCAUGAGUGUUUGGCUUACACCUGACCUCCGACCUUUCGUGGGUGGGACCUACUUUCCACCUGAAGAUGGUGUACGCAGGGUCAGUUUUCGAAGUGUUCUGCUGCGAAUUGCUGAACAGUGGAAAGAGAACAGGGCCUUCCUGUGUGAGAGAAGUGAGCACAUUCUGAGUGUACUGCAGAGCAGCUCUGGUAUCGAUAGAGGUGAUGAGCCUCCACCAUGCCUCCCGGUGCAGGAACAAUGCCUCCAGCAGCUGAAAAGAAUAUUCGACGAGGAGUAUGGGGGUUUUGGAGAAUUUCCCAAAUUUCCCACCCCAGUGAAUUUUAGCUUCCUUUUUUGUUUGUGGGCUUUAAGAAAAGGAAGCCCGGAAGGCACUCAAGCUCUGCAUAUGGCAGUCCAUACACUGAAAUGGAUGAUGUAUGGAGGUAUCCAUGAUCAUAUUGGAAAGGGCUUUCAUCGAUACUCCACUGACCAGACCUGGCAUGUGCCUCACUUUGAAAAAAUGCUGUAUGAUCAAGCCCAGUUAGGUGUAACAUAUGCAGAAGCCUUUCAGAUAUCUGGGAAUGAAAUCUUUGCUGACACUGCCCAUGACAUACUACAGUAUGUGCUUCAACAUCUGAGUGAUGAUGCUGGUGGAUUCUAUAGUGCAGAGGAUGCAGACUCUCUCCCAAAUGCCCAGUCCAAGGUAAAGAAAGAGGGUGCUUUUGCCAUAUGGACAGCUAAGGAAAUCCAGCAGCUACUGGAUAUUGAGGAAACAAAUGGUAACACCUUUGGAGACAUCUUUAUGCAUCAUUACGGUGUGAAAAAGGAGGGCAACAUCUCUGCUAGCCAGGAUGUUCAUGGAGAGUUGCAAGGCCAAAACGUACUCAUCAUACGUUCAUCCCUGGAGCUCACUGCUGCUAAGUUUGGCCUGGAUGUUGCUCGGGUACAAAAAAUUCUUAGCAUGUGUCGGGAUCGAUUAUAUGAAGCUCGCAGGCUUCGUCCUCCACCCCUGAGAGACACCAAAAUUUUGGCUUCUUGGAAUGGCUUAAUGAUCUCAGGCUUUGCUCGCUGCGGAGUCAUCCUGCGAGAUGAAGGGUACAUGGAGAGAGCCAAAUUGGCAGCUUCCUUCUUGCAUGAAAAUAUGUAUGAUCUGAAGAGCGGGAUAUUGUUAAGAAGCUUCUACAAGAGCCAUCAACCAAUUGCUGAUCUAGUUCCAGGAUUUCUUGAUGACUAUGCCUUCCUCAUCCGAGGUUUACUGGACUUGUAUGAAGCGUGUUUGGAUGAAUUUUACCUUGAAUGGGCUGUCCAGCUUCAGGACAAGCAAGACCAACUCUUUUGGGACUCAAAAGGAUCUGGUUAUUUCUCUAGUGAUGCCAGCGACUCAAGUAUUCUCCUGCGUUUGAAGGAUGAUCAAGAUGGAGCAGAGCCCAGCGGAAAUUCAGUGUCUGUGGUUAACCUCCUGCGGCUGGCCUGUUACACUGGUCGUACGGAAUUUAUGGAGAGAUCAGGCCAGAUACUGGCUGCCUUCUCAGAACGGUUGCUUAAGGUCCCGGCCUCUCUUCCUGAGAUGGUUCGAGGGAACAUGAUCUAUCAUCAAACAGUCAGACAGGUGGUGGUUUGUGGGAACAGAGACGAUCCAAACACUAGACAACUGCUAGAAACUGCACAGAGCCUGUACGUCCCUAACAAGGUGCUGAUCCUUGCAGAGGGGACGCAGACCAGUUUCCUUUACAGCCAUCUGCCCUUUCUCCUGUCUUUGGAGCAGAAGGACGGCAAAGCCACAGCCUAUGUGUGUGAGAAUUUCACCUGCUCUCUGCCAACCACCUCUCCGGCUGAGCUGCGCACCAUGCUAGUGCUUUCUGGCACCCAGCAAUCCAGCCCUCUGUAGAUGUCAGCACUGAAUUCCUGUGUGAGUGUCAGUGCUGGGAGUUUCUGCAUAAACAGAUUGGUAUUUUGUGCACAAGCAUCUGGCAGUUCAUCCCGCAGGAGAUGCCGUGGGCUCUGUGCCCUGGAACAGUCUGCUUGAUUCAAAGCCACGUUAAGGCAGUAUCUGAAGGCACAAACCAAACCCGCUUUGGCCCGCUCUACUAGGCCUUGGAUGAGCCCCUCAUAACCUACUCACCUUGGAUUUACCCCUGCUAAGAAAAACAAUAUAAUAUAUUGUAAACAAUCUGUUUCAUGUCAGAACAUAUGUCACUUCUCUUUGCUUUUGUAUCACAAAUACCUAAUUUAUUAAAGAAGUGUAGCUUGCUAUUCAACCAUUGGCUGUUGAGGGUGGUGUUACUGCAGUUCAAACAGAGGACUUCUGGUUGAACAUCUCUAUAUACACUGAACAUAUCUAGCAAAUAGUACAUACUAAUAAUAAAGCCCUAUGUACUUAUAUCUAAGUUUUUUUUUACCCAUGAGGAGAUGGGAACCUCUACUCUGGCAGCGUUACUGCUGGGAGUUGCCAAAUCAGACAUACUAGAGAGAAUGGAGGCAGUGAUGUUCAGGUAGACAAAAAAAGCGACCCACACCCAACCCUAACCCAGCCCUCUUCCAACCUUAACCUGCCCUCUUCUAACCCUAUAUGAAGGAAUUCACCGGCACACAAGACGUGCUUUGGCAGGGCAAGCCCGAAACGUUGCACAUUGCAUUAAUAAAACUGCAAGGGCUUGCUCUGCUAAAGCACGUCUUGUGUGCCGGUGAAUUCUUUCAUAUCCUGUAAGUGAGGUGGCCUAUUCCUCUACCCCUGAGCACCAAAAAGAGAUAAAAUUUAGGGUAUGUAUGGUGUGCGGUGAUCUCCAACCUUGUUUGGAACUCUUCCAACCCUAACCUGUCCUCUUCCACCCCUAACCUGCCCUCUUUCAACCUUAACCUUCCCUCUUCCAACCUUAACCUGCCCUCUUCCAACCCUAACCUGCCCUCUUCCAACCGUAACCUGCCCUCUUCCAACCGUAACCUGCCCUCUUCCAACCCUAACCUGCCCUCUUUCAACCUUAACCUUCCCUCUUCCAACCGUAACCUUCCCUCUUCCAACCCUAACCUGCCCUCUUCCAACCUUAACCUGCCCUCUUCCAACCCUAACGUGGAAUGUAUUAACUAAAUGUAUCAAUUUAGAACAGUCUACAGGGUAGGAGACCCCCCCCAGAGCUGCUUUAGAAGGUGAAAAAUGACACUUUACACUUUAAUAUUAGAAAAACGGUGACAAAUAGAAAGUGAUUGGAAAAAGUUGUUAUUUCUGGUGAUCUAUCUGAAAACAACUAGUUGUUUGAAGGUGAACAACCCCUUUAAUAUUCUAUAUUGCAGGUGUAUAAUACAAUAAGGCAGAUAUGUAUGUCAGCCUGAUAGCCUUUCAUCUGUAACUGAAAGAUAGUUGUUACUGCUGUUACUUUAAAAAAAAAAAAAAAGUCCCAAAGGAGAACAAGAAAGAGUGGCUCUAUGAAGCCAAAAAAGGUAGAUUGUGACCCACCAAUAGACUUUGAGCUGGUGACCAGAAGAUGCCCACAGUGUUGGGCUGAUUUAUAGCUCCAUUAGGUCUCUCUCAGUGGGGGUCAUUUAUCAACACUGGGCAAAUUUGCCCAUGGGCAGUAACCCAUGGCAACCAAUCAAAUUGCUGCAUUCAUUGUUCUACAUUCAGCUGGCUUCAAAAAGCUAAUCACUGAUUGGUUGCUAUAGGUAACUGCCAAUGGGCAAAUUUGCCCAGUGUUGAUAAAUGAGCCCCAUUAUGUCUAAAAAUGUGACUUCCAUUUGAGCGCUGUACAUUUAAUCAUAACAUUAUGUGCUUUAUUUUCUCUUGUAAAUUAAUCGAGUGUGUAUUUACCGUAUUAACUUAGUGUCAUAUAGAAAAUAAAAAUCCAGAAACGUU